AUGUCAGGCGGCGGCUACAACUAUAAUCAACAAGGUUAUAGACCACCUCCACCACAAGGCGGAUAUGGACCACCACCUCAAUCUUUUCAAUCUCCUCCACCGCAGCAUCAACAGGCAGGUCGCCCGCCACAUUCUGGUGGGGCGCAACAGCCACCUCCGGGAGCAGACCCACAGCUUUAUUACUGGUUCCAGGCUGUUGAUACUGACAAGAGUGGGGCUUUAACCACAGAAGAAUUACAGCGAGCAUUGAUAAAUGGUGAUUGGAGUCCGUUCAAUAUAGAAACUGUACGUUUAAUGAUGAAUAUGUUUGAUACCGACAAUACUGGUACCAUCACUUUUAGCGAGUUUGCUGGUCUCUGGCGAUACAUCGAAGACUGGAAAAAAUGUUUCCAAACCUUUGACGCAGACAGCUCAGGCACUAUCAACUUUAGCGAACUGAAAACGGCGCUAAGAACAUUCGGAUAUAAUCUGAGUGACAACUUUGUUAAUCUUUUGAUCAAGAAAUACGACAAAUAUGGGGGCGAAAAAAAUGCAGGAAAGGGAGACGUGACCUUUGAUAACUUUGUGCAAUCCUGUGUCACUAUUAAAACACUCACAGAUGCCUUCCGUCGUUAUGACACCGAUAAUGAUGGCUGGAUUUUGAUCAAUUAUGAACAGUUUUUGGAAUUAGUCGUCACUAAUCGAUAA
Ambispora gerdemannii is the source of this 687-nucleotide messenger RNA. The record is from the annotation of a GenBank genome assembly. Lineage: Eukaryota; Fungi; Glomeromycota; Glomeromycetes; Archaeosporales; Ambisporaceae.